UGCUAAUAAUUAAAUGAGACUAUAACACAGUGGUAGAAUUUAACCAAGUACAUUUACCCAUGCACUGUUUUACUUUUAUGACGCUUAUAGAAAUAAAUAGUGAUCCCGCACUCUGUCACCACCAAGUUCAUUAGCAAUACAACAUUCAGGUCAGCGACCCUCGUCAGGUGUUAAAUUCACAAUAGGAAACAUCAUCUUCACACUAGAACCACUGCCAGCAAUCGAAAGGGCAUCCGAAUCAUAGACACCUGAGACAAUUACAAGAUAAUUCAUGCAUAAAAAUAUGUCAAUGGGAAAUAACACGUCCAAAUCUGUGUUACAAAAGUCAAAAGUUUAACUUUCAAAAAAUGCUUUAAACUUUUCCCAAUGAAAAACAAUUUCCUCCUGGAAACUGUUCAGUUUGUUAUUUAAGAUUUAUUUCACCAAUAAGUCGUCACAAUAAUAACAGACUGUCAGAAAAUGAAGAAUGACAGACAGGAAUGCAACCGAGAGGAAAAACAUGGUAUAUUUCUAUUCAAAUGUUUGAUUCAAUCCUAAAAUCUCAGAGUCGGCGAAUCUUCUUUCAUGUUUAACAGAUGCUGCUGAAGUCUCAGAGGAAAUGUUUCCCCUCUUCACAGGAGCAGAGUCCCAACAUGGAGCCGCAGCAGAGCCGAGAUCAAUUAUUCUGGAAGAUUAAAGACGAAGAAAUAGAGUUCACAGUGACGCUGGAGGCCGCUCCCUCCAACUGUGAAAAAACCUAAUAAUGAAACAGAGGGAACUGCCAACCGUCAAAUCCCUUCAUCUGCUGCACAUGUAAAUAAAGAGGAAGAAAAGAGCGGAAGCAGGACUCCUCCAGCUCACAAGGGCCGACCGGUGACAGCAGAGUGUCUGAUCAUUUACAACCUCACUCUGAUGUCAAGUUCUGUCAAAUGCGCUUGCUUUAAAAAGGAUGUUGACCUUGUAAGACACAGGAGUGAGAGUCACAGCGGAGAGAAACCAUUGAAGUGCAAUGAAUGAGGGAAGGAGUUCCUGUCCGAGUCUGUGUUAAUAAAAGAAUCCACACAGGAGAGAAACCGUAUUAUUGCAGCAUCUGCAGAAUUAGGUUCAGCAGCAGCAUGGCAGCGAGUCAAUGUCUGAGAUAUCACAGCGCUAAUACUGUGAACAGCUGAGGGAUUUAUGGGAAAUAAAAAUGAAGUCUACUGUCCUCAAGUCAACACAAUGGGAGAUCAUGUCUUCAGCUCUGAGUGGUCUUGAUACAUGGUGGAUAAAAUAUUUCCAGACAAUCUCAUUGCUGUGCGCAAGCCCAGAAACAAUGUACCACUACAGCUCUUCAGCCAUGUUGAUGCAGCUUUUCAUGGGCAGAAAAUAAAUCUAAUUUAACAUCACCAAAUUUGGAGAUUUGGUAUGAAAAUGUUUAAUAUAAAAAUGAGUAACUACAUUCGUCAACAAAUGUAGUGGAAUAAAUGUAAUGGAGUAUCAGUCGCUGCUGCAUAAAAUGGAAAUACUUCAGUACAGUACAAGUACCUUGAACUUGAUCUUAGGUACAGUAGGUUACUUGCCACCACUGAAGCUAAUGUAAUCUAAGUGAGUCCAGUUAAAUCCAGGAGGAGGCAGUAAUGCAACAUGAAGAAGGCCAACUGCUGUAAAACCUUCAAGAAGAAGAAAAAAAAGAAGAAGAGCAGCCACAGUGGGACUGCAGAGCCAGAGGACUAACAUUAGCACAAAUAUAUUUAGUUAGAUGAGGUGAUCAGCUGUAAAAUGCCCAACUCCUGCGCUGUGAAGACGUGCGGGAACAAAGCGAGGACCGGCGCUAGUUUGUCGUUUCACCGCCUCCCAGUGAGGGAACCUGCGCGGCUCAGGCUGUGGCUGUUCGCCUUGAACAUCGAUGUCAAUACUCCCCGGGAUGAGCUGAAGAAAUAUAUCGUGUGCUCGGAGCAUUUCGCUCCGGGGGACUACACCGCUAACGGACAGCCGAGGACCAGUGCGAUGCACCGUUUCCUGACGCCGACGGCUGUUCCGACUGUUGGCGUUUCUCCUGGACAGGAUCACAGUGUAGCGAAGGACUCAGAAAACAACACGACCAAGCAUGCAGUAAUGGCUUCUCAUUCCUCUGAAGACACCAAGCCGGUCUGUGAAGAACUGCCUCCCCCACUGCAGCAGUGUGACAUUAAGGUGGAGCAGGCCCCCGUCCUGGAGGAAACAGAGAUCCACAUACAGGUCAACGAAGUGCUGCGGCAGCACUGUGACAUUAAAGUAGAGCAGACACUCGUCCCGGAGGAAACACAGAUCAACCCACAGGUCAAAGAAGUGCUGCUGCAGCGGUGUGAUCUGAAGGUGGAGCAGGUUUCUGUUCUAGAGGAAACAGACAUCCACCCGCAAAUGAAAGAGGAGCUGGUAGAUCAAUGCAUCAGUCCAGACAUGGAGGCUUCAAACAAAGCUGAAGUUAAAUCAGAAGCAACCAUUAAAUGUGAGCUCUUCCCAUCUUCCAAUGCUUUAACUGUGAAUUUGAACAAUAGCAUAGACGACAAAUGGAAUGAAAGUGAUGGUUCUUUGUCGCCUCAUCAGAGUCAUGGCAUCGAAGUCUUCGUGGAACUGGAACAGCCUCCCAGGGAUGAAAAGUCUUGCUACCUUUGUGGUAAAUGUUUUAAGAAGGACUCUUAUCUGAUAAGGCACGUAGACAAGAGCCACAAAGGGCACAAAGCCUUUAAAUGCCUGGAAUGCAACAAGGAGUUUGACCAACGCUACCAGCUAGUUCUGCAUAUUAGAUGUCACACAGGGGAAAAACCCUUUACCUGUGAUUACUGUGGCAAAGCAUUUGUUCAGAACUCAAGUCGUCUUGCUCACAUGAGAGUGCAUACGGGGGAAAAACCAUAUUUUUGUGCCAAGUGUGGAAAAAGUUUUGCCACAAGCAAUCAUUUCAGAUUUUGCAAAAUGCAGACUGAGUGCAGAGUUGCCCCAGAGAAGGAGAGCACAGAUGAGGAUCACAGAGAGGACAAGGCCUUUAAAUGCUUUAAAUGCAACAAGGAGUUUCAUAAGAACCACCAGCUCGUUCGGCACAUGAGAAUUCACACGGGUGAAAAACCAUUCAGCUGUGAUUUCUGUAGCAAAACAUUCACUCAAAAUUCUAAUCGUACCGUUCACAUGAGACAGCAUACUGGAGAGAAACCGUACUUUUGUAAUAAAUGUGGCAAGAGGUUUGCAAGUAGCCAUCAUCUCAAAUUGUGCACAGGGACACAAGACAAAAGCUCAACUAAGCUAUUUCGCUGUACAACUUGUGGCAGGAACUUUCACACAGAUUCAAACCUGAAGGUGCACAUGGAGGUUCACAAGUCAUGGCAGCGGCAGAUCAGUGAGAAACUGCAAGGACAAGAGUUGGAAGAGAAAAAACUUAAAAUGGUGUGAGAGAACCUCAAGAGUUUAUAUAACACCAAGUACAUUUUUAAUAAUCAUGAUUUAAUUAAGCCGUGUAGUUAAUUUGUUUUUCUUUUACGGUCGAGAGGUGAAGAAACGUCUGCAUUUUCUUUAAAAUAUUUACUUAAAUAACAUGUACUGUGGGAGGUGGGGUCAUAUGACUGCUGGGCUGAAGAGCAGCAGGACAACAGGUGUGCUAACUGGGCAGGUCAUGUGCCUUGAGUGUUAUUUGCUCUGUGUCCUGAGCUCAUUCUGUUUGCCCUUCAGCUGAGCUGGUUCCCUCAGUUGAUCUUUGUUCCUGAGUGCGUUGAGUGAUUUUAUUUCAUUAUAUUUACUUGGUUUUUUUCUCACAUGAUCAUAUAUUUAGCGUGAGAAUGUAUUGAUGUACUGAUUUUGAUUUAGAAUUGUUUGUUGCUUUAUUCAAGAUAACAUGAUAGAAUUUGACCUGCACUUAUGCUUUCUUACAUUUGUAGAUAUAAAACAACUCACACCUGAUUGCAAGCAAAAGAUUAAAUACUUUUAAAUGGAA
This is a messenger RNA of Seriola aureovittata, 3919 nucleotides long. Its product is annotated as zinc finger protein 568-like. The transcript is spliced from 3 exons. Bases 1738 to 3381 code for a protein of 547 amino acids. Lineage: Eukaryota; Metazoa; Chordata; Actinopteri; Carangiformes; Carangidae. The record is from RefSeq and is a predicted model, not a curated record.